This is a messenger RNA of Penicillium chermesinum, 840 nucleotides long. Its product is annotated as PQ-loop repeat-containing protein. Lineage: Eukaryota; Fungi; Ascomycota; Eurotiomycetes; Eurotiales; Aspergillaceae. The record is from RefSeq and is a predicted model, not a curated record. Bases 1 to 840 code for a protein of 279 amino acids. The transcript is spliced from 8 exons.
AUGUCCGAAGGAAAUGUCACAGUCGCGUCGACUGUGCUCGGCACCAUUGGGACGGUGCUGUGGUGCAUCCAGCUGAUUCCUCAGAUCUGGUUCAAUUGGCGGCGGAAACAGACUGACGGGUUUCCAGCUACUAUGAUGUUUUUGUGGGCAAGCUGCGCGGUUCCAAUGGGUGCAUAUCUUAUUCUGCAAGAUGUGAAUCUCCCAUUGCAGAUCCAGCCUCAGAUCUUUGGCUUCUUUUCUUUGGUCAGUUGGGGCCAGGUAUUGUAUUACGGCCACAAUUAUUCAGCCUUAAAAGCAACAUCCGUCUGUUUGGGGGCCUCUGCUCUCUUCGGCGGAUUGGAGGCUCUCCUGAUCCUUACUCUAAGGAUACCCUACAACAAAGGAACAACCUGGCCUGAUAUCGUGGUGGGUGUCGUUGCCGCGGUGCUCCUGGGUGGAGGCCUCAUACCCCCGUACUUCGAAUUAGCGAAAAGGGACGGACGAGUUAUUGGCUUCAACUGGGUAUUCCUAUCGAUCGAUACUCUCGGCGGGCUGUUCUCGCUCUUCGCAUUAGCGGCGCAGGGAAGCUUUGAUAUCCUUGGCGGGAUCAUGUACAUUAUUGUCGUCGUCCUAGAACUGGGCAUCUACAUCAGCCAUAUCAUCUGGCGUAUCCGGUAUCGAAAGGUUUUGAAAGAGGCAAAGGAAACUGGAGUCAGUGUUGAUGACCUGCUCGACCAACGGGGUCGCAGGAAGAGAAUACCGCAAAGGACAAUCAACCGGGGGAUCUCGAAAGCCAAGGACCUGCUGCAUCACAAGCGGUGCCAACUACCCCAGAGAAGGGAGGAAGACGUCCUAAUGUAG